Messenger RNA from Pseudocercospora fijiensis CIRAD86, 777 nucleotides. RefSeq lists its product as uncharacterized. Bases 406 to 621 code for a protein of 71 amino acids. The transcript is spliced from 2 exons. Lineage: Eukaryota; Fungi; Ascomycota; Dothideomycetes; Mycosphaerellales; Mycosphaerellaceae. The record is from RefSeq and is a predicted model, not a curated record.
GUAGCAUCGCUCGCCGGCACGUGGGCAAUCGUGCGAAAAGCGUUCCUCGACGGAGAAUCAUGAGAAGGGUGUGAUAAUAAUGUAAGAUGAUACAAGCUAUGUAUGAGGCAAGAGCGGGGCGUCUGAUAGGUUGGUUUUGGAAGGUUGUACUUGCUACAUCACGGCGGGCGCGCAGCUGCUCAGCACACGGAUAGAGGCUUCCAGGCAUAGCGACGGCGCAUCACCUUCUCAUCUCCACUGCAUGGCAUUGUCUAGGCCUUCAAUGUCUAUUUGAGGCUCGCGGUAGCAUUCUCAAGCGACAAAAGAGCAUUAUUUGUACAUUACAAACGCAGCAUUUUGCCUACAGCACUUAGCCCAUUUCAACGACAUUCGACAACAUCGCUUCAUCCGCGCCUCUCUCAGACCAUGGAGCCGCUGCAGGUUGUGUUCAUCGCAAUGAGUCGCCUCAGCCCUACAGACUUCGCAGAUGCUUUUCUAUCACGCCAGUCGUCACGAGCUGCUCACGACAAUGAUAUUCGCAUCUUUACACCACCGCUGCGUCCCACGAGCACCUGGACUCAUCCAGCAGCGCCUGAUCACUCGUCCGCAUGGAGCGAUUUCGGAAAAGAGUCUGAGCCCUAGAAAGGUGCAGCAUUCAUCGGCCAAACGGCGUGUUGCAUCAUGAAAACUCCCACGAAUCAGCUUUGGUAUCCGACUGGCACAAUUGACUACACCGACGAGAAAGUGUUGCCAGAGCCCUUGAGCUAUCAUGAAAUCGAGCAGCUAGUCCUUGAGGCU